Messenger RNA from Alosa sapidissima (American shad), 2193 nucleotides. RefSeq lists its product as uncharacterized. Lineage: Eukaryota; Metazoa; Chordata; Actinopteri; Clupeiformes; Clupeidae. The transcript has 5 exons. Bases 295 to 1245 code for a protein of 316 amino acids. The record is from RefSeq and is a predicted model, not a curated record.
CAAAUGCAACCUUUCAAAUGCAACCAAUCAAUGACACAUGUAUUUUGUUGUGAUUAAGAAACUGGCGCUCAUCCAAUCAAAAGACGCAAGUGUAGCCAGCGCGAAACGUUAGGUUUACGUCGUAGCUGUCAGUCUCAGUCAGACCUAGUAAUAAUAAUGUCAGCGAAUUCCGCCAUCAUUAAAUUUGCAUUCACGUAGCAUAAAGAAAGUUGCAGUCCAGGGGCAAGAAAGAAGCAUUCUGCAAAAUGCAAGUUUUGCAAAGUCUCUCUCACCGAAACAGCCGGGACCACAUCAAUGUUCACCAGACACCUGGAGCGGAGACACCCGGAGAGGUACUUGGAGUACAAAGCUAGAUCUACAGCAUCAUUGUCUGAUCCAACACAGCCACAAAUAGCGGUGUUUGCUCUAAACAUCCAGCUAUAUUCUCCAAAUUCAGCCAGGCAACAGGCUAUCACCCAGUCCAUCCUCCAGAACCUCAUAGUUGGAUGUUCUCUCCCCCUGUCUAUCGUUGAGAAUCCAUACUUCCUGAAUGUCCUGGAUUGCAAAUACACUCCUGUGUUAAGGGCCACUUUGACAGAGAAGUUGAUUCCUCACCUUGUCACUAACGUUAAGGAUGACAUAAUCAAAGCCCUUGAAGUCCAGCCAAAUGUAGCAAUAACAACAGACCUCUGGUCUGACCGGAGGCUUCGGUCCUUCCUGGGAGUUACUGCUCAUGUUAUCUGCAAGAACAAGGACUCCUACAUUUUACAGUCUUUUUUGCUAGACUGUAGCCGUUUCACAGGGAAACACUGUGGUGAACGAAUUGCCUUAGCAUUUGACAGCAUUGUUGAGGAGUAUGGCAUUGGCCAUAAGAUAAGCUACAUCCUGACGGAUAACGCGUCCAACAUGAAGCGGUCCUUUAAAGUCAGGAUGCUAGAAGUAGAGCAGCCUGAAGGUGACAGCAGCGAUGAGCUUGAUGAUGAAACAAUGUGGGAGGAUGCAGAGGAUUCUGAUCCAUGGUCAACGGGUGAACGUCUCUCUUGCUUUGCCCACUCGCUGCAACUCGUGAUUAAUGAUGGGAUGAAAGAGGUAAAGGCAAUAGCUAGAGCCAUUGCCAAGGCCAGCAAGUUUACAACCCUGCUGCACAGCAGUAGUAAGCACAGAGACUUGUUUGAGGCCCACUUUGGCUGUAAUAAGUGUAUCCCAGCAGCAAACAAUACACGCUGGAAUAGCACUUACAGACAGUUAAAGGCUCUCAUCACUUGACCACCGCACUUACAAACAGUUAAAGGCUCUCAUCACUUGACCACCGAGCCAUCACUGAAAUGUGCAUUUCAGCCCGAGAAUGGGCUCAGCAAAAAGACCUUUGUGCUUUGCUUGAGCCUUUUUCUGAGGCAACAGACCUUACAGAAGGUGAUCAUCAGGUGACUAUUAGCAUGGUAGUCCCCACCGUACUGGACUUGAAGAGUCAUCUUACAAAGAUGGAAGUGCAAAUGCCUCAGCUCGUAACUAUAGUCAGGGCACUGAAAAGAUCCUUAGAGAAACGGUUCUCUGGAAUCUUUAGGCGGAUUCGCAUGGAUGAAGAGGAUCCAGAGGAGCCGUUUAGCCAUCGGAUCUACUUCCUUGCUGCCAUGCUCGACCCCCAGUUUGGACUGACCUGGGUAGACUUAGACGUCCAAAAUGGCCUUUUGAUCAGAGAGGCAGACAGAGAUGCAGCUGCAGCACCAAUAGAAGAAGAUGCAGAAGCAUCGGAUAGUGACUCCGCCCCACCGCCGAAACAGCGUCUUCUUUCACGCUACAAGACCUUUAGGUUGCAACGCAGCACAACCCAGGAAUCGAGCACUGAUGCACAAAUACGCAAGUGUGACUCACUAAGUCAGAGAUGCCACAUCUGCAUUCCUCCCCCACGUCACUUCUUUGAACCUCACACCACCACCCAUAGGAUUUUUCAUCCUCUACAGGAUCAGACGCCAGAUACGUCCCACCAAGGUCAGAGUCAGGACCCUGCCAGACCUGCACCAGCCCCGGCCCUUUUCUAUCAGUGUUUUUGUCUUUCAGCAGGGGGCUGUAGCCGUAUCGGUGCACACAGGUGUGCUGUGUUUGGGCCUGAUGAGCUACAAAAUUAAAUGGCCUGGUGUAGAUGGACAAACCCUCUCCUCCUCUUCUGACAUUGGCUUUUGUUUUCCAUUUUGCUGUACAUACCCCUAGAUACUG